GGUGUUCUGUAGUGAUUGAAGAUUUAUAUUUAAUGCCCUAUCUCAUCUUUUAUGCCAGUGUUUAUAAACUAAAAAUGUGCAAUCUUAAGAGCUUGUUGAUAUAAGUGAUAACCUAUAAUUUUAACUUUUAUGUUAGCUGUACAACCGAUAUUUUGACAGUUCUCAAAUAGGAUAGUAAAAUAAGAUGGUUAUCAGGAGACAAACCGAUCCGAUUCACGUUAAAAAUGUAUGGAAUGCAAUCAGAACAGCAAACUACAACAGGGUAUCUGCGGAUGUUGGGAAAAUUACAAAAUAUUUGCAAAGUAUAGAUGAUUAUACACCUGAACAAGUAGAAUUAUAUAUAAAGCAAAUUCUUAGUGAUAAAUUGAUUGCGCCUGUUAAAAAAAUUGAUCCAUCUAGUCCUCAUCAAAUAUACAAAAUUCCCAUACAAGAUGAAUCGUUUCAGAUUACAUUUGAUGGUAAGGACUGGUAUUGCUUUGAGUGCCAUUUAGCAGGCGACGUUAUUGAAUGUACAAACUGCUUUCGGGUAUUUCAUCAAAAAUGUAUCACUUCCGGAAUGAAAAGAUUUGAAGAGCAAAGGACAUGUACAGACUUUUCAGUUCAGAAUAUAACCCGAUUUGCAACCGAAGCCACAGAACCUUCUGGAUCGUCCUCUAGGGCAGUUACAAUCAUUGACGAAGAAGAACCAAGAAAAGGUACUUCAAAUGUUGUAGAUAAAAGUAAAUUGGCAUUUGAUAGUAAAUUAUGUUCAAUAUGUAACUUACAAAGAAUUGAUACAACAUCUUCAAUGGGUAAAAGUGAGAUUAAUUAUCUAUUGAAAUUUGUAUUGCACAGGAUUAGAGCUUGGCUUCCGAAUACUAUAACUCGAACGAUAGCAGCUGAAGACCAUCCCGAUUGGUUGUCAGAUAGUGAGUUGACAUGGAGAGCUAAUCAACUGUUUUGUGAACAUACAGAUAUGUCUGUGAUUGAAGUUAAAUUAAAUACAGAAACUUAUACUAAACUUGCCGAUUUUCUGGGAGACGUAUUAACAAUUUACCAUAAUGUAACAAUAUUUCAUGGAACGAAAUCACAAGAAUUUGGUGCUGCAGAGCUAAUGCUUAGAGAUACCUUAUACGAUCUUGCCGAAAUGAGGAACUGUUUCGAUUGUUAUAAGCACAGUAAUGAAAAAUGUUGUGCGAAAUGGUUCUGUCUACCCUGCAGAGUACCCCAUAAAUUAGUUUGGGCGAAACAAAAAGGUUACCCUUAUUGGCCAGCAAAAGUUAUGAGAAUUAAUGAUAAUAAUUAUGAUGUGAGGUUUUUUGGUGGGAAAUACGAAAGAGCCCUGCUUACAAAAUCUUUAAUAAAACCAAUAGAUGUUCCUAAAGACAAUUUAAUGAUCAAAGAAUCGAAUGCUUUCAAUAAAGCUUUCAAUGAACUGAGGUAUCAUCAAAGAUUAUUGCGUGAUCCAGUGGAAUUGGAAAGAUUAUUAGCAGAGUCUAAACCGAAACGCAAGUUGUUGUAUAAACCGAAAUCAAUUACACCUAAAACACAGGUUCCUAAAAAAUCAAAAACUAUAAAAACAUCGGUCAAUAGUAAACAGACGAAGAAUUCCAAACCUACUACGUCAAAAAAAUCUUUGGAUACUUCUACACAAGUUUCCAAAUUGGGUUUGAGUCAUGGAUCGCAUAAAAGAAAACGUCGCGAAAAAGAGAGUGAUUUUAUUCAUGUAGAAGGUAUUGAAGAAAGGAAACGUAAAGUAUCUUCAGAUGUAGAAGCAAAUUCUACAUUUAGCGGAAACAAUGUGAUAGAUAUUUCAGAUGGAGAGAUAGAAGACUGCGAAGAAUAUUCCUAUAGGCACAAUAAUUCCGCGGAAUCUUUUAGUCUAGACGAAUCAUUCGAACAAGUAACAAGUUCAACAGAAAAUUUUGGAAAAAUGUUAUCGCCUAAAAGUGAAUCCGGAAUGCAGCCACUAGAUCAGCCCUAUAGUGAUUCGGUGGAAAAGAUGAGAAGAAAAUUGGAAUGCCUUCCUAAUAAAAAGGAAAUUAUCAAAUGCGCAAUGGAUUGUAUGCAAAUUGAAAUCGAUAAAAUAACCAACGAUCAUAAUGAACAUUUAAAAAGACUGUUUGAAUCGCACAAUCAACAAAUAUCAGAAACUAAAAAGAAACAGUGGUGCUACAAUUGUGAACAAGACGCUAUCUAUCACUGUUGUUGGAAUACAGCUUAUUGUUCCCAGACGUGCCAACAGCAACAUUGGCAAGCGGAACAUAAAAAAGUGUGCAGACGUAAACGUUAGAACACUACGAACCUGGCAUAGUUUUAGAAAAACUAACUGAUUUAUUUUUUAACAAGUUCGACCACUUUUUUUUGAAAAUUCCAUCCCAAAAAUGGCUGCUAUCUUAACUCGAAACUGAAAAAAAUUGAUAAUUUGAUUUUAUUAAGAAAAUUUAAUAUUAAUAGUCUAACAUGUUGAAAGAUAUACAACACAAUUUCUUUUUAAUCAUUCAUAUUAUAAAAAUUGGACAAUUUUCACUAUUUUAGAUCGAAAACUGUUGGUUUCUUUCUGUUAUAAAUGAUCGAAGCUGUUAAAUGGGCAAUGGAACAUUGGUUCUGCUUUUUUGGACCGGUAUCAAGUUUCAUGGGUUAUUUUUGUUUUUUCGAAUAGAUACGACAUAUCUAUUAUAUAUAUUUCUUUUAUAUCACAUACUCUAUUCAUUUUUUGGUAUUCGAACUGAAAAUGUAGGUACGUACCUCUACUAAAGUAAAAUGAUCGAAUUUUUUAUUUUAUUUUAAUGAUUCUAUAGGCAAAAAUACAUGUACAAUGUACGUUUUUUUAAUUAAGAUUGUUUAAAAAAGAAAAAAAAUAGUUUUGUUUAUUUUAUUAUUAUUGCUACUGAUUACUUGUAAUUAUAAUCACGAAAUUGUA
This is a messenger RNA of Diorhabda sublineata, 2902 nucleotides long. RefSeq names its product zinc finger MYND domain-containing protein 11. Gene Ontology annotation, molecular function: protein binding; transcription corepressor activity. The transcript is spliced from 14 exons. NCBI's taxonomy places the organism in Eukaryota, Metazoa, Arthropoda, Insecta, Coleoptera, Chrysomelidae. Gene Ontology annotation, biological process: regulation of transcription elongation by RNA polymerase II. Bases 185 to 2272 code for a protein of 695 amino acids. The record is from RefSeq and is a predicted model, not a curated record.